Molecule: messenger RNA, 1118 nt
Organism: Cryptomeria japonica (Japanese cedar)
Lineage: Eukaryota; Viridiplantae; Streptophyta; Pinopsida; Cupressales; Cupressaceae
Exons: 3
Coding region: 71-793 (240 amino acids)
Source: RefSeq, a predicted model, not a curated record
CAGUGUGGAAAACUGGAAGAAAUUGUAGCUUUCAGAGUCAAGUCAGGGUAAGAAUUGACUUGACUUGCAAAUGCUAAGUAGAAAUCGUUCCAAAUACGUUCUGAACAUACAAUUUGCAAGUUAUAAAGCUCUGAACUUUCAAUUAGGAAGGCACAAACAAGCAAAGGUAGAAUUGGGUGUGCAUAGAAAGGGAGAAAUGCAGAUGAAGAUGAGGAAGUCAGAUAAGGUGGUGUGUUCAGUGGUGGGAUUGUUGGGAAUGGCAGCUGCUGUUUUGGGCUUCAUUGCAGAGGCCCAACGUGUCAGGAUUCAGGAGGUUCGAGUGACAUUAACUGGUUGCAUAUAUCCCAGCAGUUUUGCUCCAGUAUUGGCAAUAACUGGAGCUGUUGCCCUACUUUUGGCUCAAGUUAUUGCAAAUUCUGUAGCUGGUUGUAUUUGUUGCACAUGUGGUGAUCGUAAUCCUCCAAACUCCCACAGAACAAUUGCCAUCAUUUGCCUUGCUACUUCCUGGAUUACUUUUGCAAUUGCAUUUAUCUUACUUAUUGGAGGGGCUAUUGUUACUAGCACACAUAAUGAAGACAUGACAUCAGGUUACUAUUGUAAAGUUGUAAAGUCUGGGGUGUUUGCAAGCGGAGCAGUUUUAGCCUUAGCUACUGUGGCUCUUACCAUUGUGUACUUUAUUAAAGCAUCUAUUGCAAUGAAUUCUUCUCAAUACAACCCUCAAAAUCAUAGUAUUUCUAUGGUCCAACCACAAUAUAAAUCUCCAAAUAUCGAUGUGAGGGCAUCUAAAGUGUAAGAUCAAUCUUGCAUCACUAAAAAGGUCGUGUUUGUUUUAUCUUAAGUAUAGGUUCUCAAAUAAAGUUUUAUUGCACCCACUAUAAAACCAUCCUUUAUCCUAAAUUUAUGAGUAUCUAGGCUAAUAUUAGGUAGAGGAAAUUCUCUUAAAAGAGAGUUUUGUUAGAUAAUUAAAGAGCACCAUAUUAUAUAUUAGCUCAAAAUGUUGUAAUCAAAUUAAGACAUUGAACUUGAUUGGGUACAUUGUAUUCAAGGACUAUGGUUCAUUGUAUUGAAUGACUCUGUAGUAAGAUUCUAAAUAUAAUUACGAAUAUGAAUUGAUAAUA